Malus domestica (apple) is the source of this 753-nucleotide messenger RNA. The record is from RefSeq and is a predicted model, not a curated record. NCBI's taxonomy places the organism in Eukaryota, Viridiplantae, Streptophyta, Magnoliopsida, Rosales, Rosaceae.
AUGGUUCCAAUCAAGCUUACAACGACGAACUACCUGACCUGGAGGGCCUUAUUUGCUCUGAUUUUUCGCUGGUACAAUCUUACCGAAUUCAUUGACGGCACGAUUGCUGCUCCGUCGAAAUUCUUUCUUGAUGCAUCUGGAAAUCGCACUGCCACUCUGAAUCCCCAAUAUGUUGCAUGGUAUGAGAAUGAUCAAAACAUCUUGAUCUGGAUCAACUCUACGCUCUCGGAUGCUCUCAUUCCCUACAUUGUUGAAAUUGCUGAUGCCCUAGCCAAUGUCAGUGCUCCAAUUGAAGACUCUGAGCUUAUAUCUGUAAUUCUUCAUGGUCUGCCUUCUAAGUAUGAAUCUUUCAUUGAUGUUGUUCAAUUUCGACUUUGUUCCACCACCGUUGAUAAACUCCAUGGCAUUCUCUUGAGUAAGGAAUUGCAAUUAAAUGCUCGCAAGCCAGCAUCUUUGUCAACAUCGAUUCAAGCUUUUAAUACCUCUGAUGGUCUUCUUCCCACACCAACUAGUGAUUUUGGUUCUCAGGCAUUCUUUACUCAGAAUGGUUCCACUUCGAAUCGUGGCAACUUCUUUAAUUCUCGACACUUCCACAAUCGAGGCACUCAGCGGAAUUUCCAAGGCUCUCAGAGUCAUCCAAGGUUCAAUCGUGGAAAUCAAGGUAAUCAUCAGUAUAAUCAUGGAAAUCAAGUUAAUCACCAGUAUAAUCAUGGAAAUCAAGGUUCUCGUUCCUACUACAACAACUCAACAUAA